This is a messenger RNA of Solea senegalensis (Senegalese sole), 3337 nucleotides long. RefSeq names its product POC1 centriolar protein homolog B (Chlamydomonas), like (gene galnt4). The record is from RefSeq and is a predicted model, not a curated record. Bases 189 to 1940 code for a protein of 583 amino acids. Lineage: Eukaryota; Metazoa; Chordata; Actinopteri; Pleuronectiformes; Soleidae. The transcript is spliced from 11 exons. Gene Ontology annotation, cellular component: Golgi apparatus.
GGAGGAUGUGGGUAUGCUGACAUCUGCAAGUCAAGAGGUUCGAGUGGAGGACAGUCAGUCUGACGAACGACGGCCCCAACAAGCUUUAAAGAUAGUCCAAGAUAUGUAACUCGUGUCUGAAGAGGUUUGUGUCCUGUCGGGCACCCCGAAGCUCAGCCAGUCACGGUGCCUCCCUGGGGCUGUCCGUCAUGAGGGGGCGUUUCUCUCGAAAACUGGGUGUGCUGGCCAAGGCUUGCCUCCUGCUGUGGCUACUGUGGCUGGGCUACCUUCUGCUGGAGCGUGCCUCGUUCCCAUCCUCUGUGCAGGAGGAAGAUGAGGACCUCAAGCUUCUGGAGAGAGAUAAGGUCUUGUCAGAGGAGAGAGGGGCUCAGGGGCUGCUGGCGAAGCCUCUGUACAUUAAGCCAGUGCUUGAAGGCAAUGCUCCGGGGGAGUGGGGUCGGGCUACGCACCUCACCCUCAGUCCUGAGGAGAAGAAACUGGAGGAGGAAAGCAUAGAGAACUAUGCCCUCAAUAUCUAUGUCAGUGACAAGAUUUCCCUUCAUCGGCAUAUCCAGGACCACAGAAUGAUUGAAUGCCGAACCAAGACGUUUGACUACCGGCGUUUGCCAACCACCUCUGUGAUCAUAGCCUUCUACAACGAAGCCUGGUCCACCCUGCUGAGGACUAUCCACAGUGUGCUGGAGACCACGCCUGCAAUCCUGUUGAGAGAGAUCAUUCUCAUUGAUGACUAUAGUGACCGAGUAUAUCUGAAAUCCCAGCUGGCCGAGUACAUCAGCAACCUGCAACGCGUGCGGCUCAUCAGGACAAACAAAAGAGAGGGUCUGGUCCGUGCUCGUCUCAUCGGCGCCACCUUUGCUACGGGCGAUGUACUGACGUUUCUCGAUUGCCACUGUGAGUGCGUCCCAGGCUGGAUUGAGCCUCUGCUGGAAAGGAUUGGUGAGAAUGCCAGCACCAUUGUUUGCCCCGUGAUCGACACAAUUGACUGGAAAACGUUUGAGUUCUAUAUGCAGACGGAUGAGCCAAUGAUUGGAGGAUUCGACUGGAGACUCACCUUUCAGUGGCACUCGGUCCCUGAGGUGGAACGCAAGAGGCGCAAGUCUCGCAUUGACCCCAUCAGAUCCCCUACAAUGGCAGGUGGAUUGUUUGCCGUGAGCCGGGCUUACUUUGAGUUCCUCGGCACGUAUGACAUGGGCAUGGAGGUGUGGGGAGGAGAAAACCUGGAGCUCUCCUUCAGGGUGUGGCAGUGUGGGGGCAGCCUGGAAAUUCACCCGUGCUCUCAUGUGGGCCAUGUGUUCCCUAAAAAGGCCCCUUAUGCACGGCCCAACUUCCUCCAGAACACCGUACGAGCUGCAGAGGUUUGGAUGGACUCUUAUAAACACCACUUCUACAACAGGAACCCUCCUGCAAAAAAGGAAACCUAUGGGGACAUCUCAGAACGGCUGCUACUGAGGGACAGGCUGAAGUGCCAGAGUUUUGACUGGUACCUGAAGAACAUUUAUCCCGAAUUGCAUGUACCUGAGGACAGGGAGGGCUGGCACGGGGCUGUGCGGAGCUUAGGAAUACAGUCAGAGUGUCUGGACUACAACGCGCCAGACCAUAAUCCUACCGGUGCCCACCUUUCUCUCUUCGGCUGCCAUGGCCAGGGAGGCAACCAGUACUUUGAAUACACAUCGCAGAAAGAGAUACGUUUCAACUCGGUGACAGAGCUGUGUGCCGAAGCGCUCGAUGGACAGACCUCCAUUGUGAUGAAGCACUGUCCUCACGACGGGGACAUCAAGUCUCCAAGUAUCCUCUGGGAAUUCAGAGCGGAUGGGACCAUCUAUCACCCUCAGUCAGGCAUGUGUGUGACUGCCUACCGCAAAGCCGACGGACGCACGGACGCGCAGAUGAAGCAGUGCACCGCGGGAGACAAAAACCAGCAGUGGAAGUUUGAGAAGUAGAAGGAGAAAGAGUGACCCUCACAGGAAACAUCAAGUGACCUUCUUUAACCGUAGUGCAAUUACUACAGUGGAUGUCCCUGUCCACUUCUCCCAGUCCUCCAGCUCUCCAAGUCUGCACUCUGUCGAAUAGGGAAAAGCAAGCAAAUGCUGGAUAGUAUAAAACACACUUUAAGCCACUGCAGAGCUUUUGUGCCCGUGUGAAGUGCAGACUGUGGUGGAGUGGAGGAGGAUUCCCAGGUGAGAUGUAUUGGGUCUUUUUUGAGACUUAAACGUUUGUGUUGCCUUCGUCCAAGUGCCUUUGCAACCAAAAUGGAAUGCAGUGUCGCGUCAGCAGUAAAAGCUGUUCGACUGUCCAGCUCCCCGAAGAAGUGCCUUUUAGAGUAGUUCGAGACAUACAUGUGUUCGCCGUCCAGCCUCAAUGUGCAAUUAAUAUUGAUUUUUAUUGUUUAAUACUAAAUGUUUGUUUCUUACGUCUAAAAAAAAUAAAAAAUAAAACCAGUGGAAAGAUAGGCUGCUCAAAGACAUAAUGCCAGGAAUGUAACAUGCUCCGUCAUGUGAGAGGAAACCUGGUAGACCGAGGGAGAGAUUUGUGGUCACACUAGACUGACACUCAAUUCUAUACUUUGCAUGUGGAGCCAGUUUCAUGGUAGAAUGCUGGCUGAACAAGACUUGAAGCAGUCCCCCGAGGUUUAGUGUGAUGACAGGAGUCUUGUAAUCUAUUCUUCCCUGUGGUGUAAAAAUGAAGGAGACACUCCAAACUCGUCUGUCAGUGUGUGCCUUUGACAGGUUUGUCGUACUCAGAAUGUGUUUGUGCCAAAAUGAAACGUGCCAGUGGAUGUCAAAUGUAUUGAGAGCCCGAGAAAUGCUUAAAACAUCUAAAACACUGAUUAAAUGCACUUGAUUUUAUGUCACACAAAGGCCUUAGUCUUAGCCUGUUUAACUUAAUCUUGGCUGUGCCAGUUUUGACUCCUGUGUGAAAACCUUGUACUUGAAAUGGCAUCGAAACACUCCUCUGUUUUCUUUUAAUUUAUAAUGAAGAUUUUGUCAGAAUUUGUACUGUGGGGUGUGAGGACAAAGAGAUGCGGUGUAGAUGUUGUUGACAUUGUAGAUGAAUAGUGAGUGAGUGUGCUCCGAGUUCACGGAUAAAGAGUUACUCAGACAUGUCAGUGGAUACAGAGUGAAAACAUGGGAGGUGGUUCUUGUGUUUGUUUUACCUUUUUAUAAAUAAUGUUUGGAAAAAGGGACCAGAGGGGGGGGCCGCGAAAACUACUGAUAAUGCAAAAAUGAUGAUUACUUGACAUGAAGAACAGGGUGAUUGACAUGGGAUGGAUGAUUUGAAUGAGGUUAAAGCUGUAAGGAUGGUGAAAAGAAAUAAAAAAAAAAAUCUUAACCACAAA